GGGGACGCUGUUGCUAGGUGCCAGUUGCUAGGUAACACAGUUUCUCCCUGGCUGAGCCACCUUCCGGAGGGCAGCUCCUGCCUCCUGUAGCCUCUCCCUGACCUUAGAGCCACCUCAGAGGGCAGGGCCCCCAGGGGCCCUGCCCCCCAGCGCCAGCCAUGAUGGGAAAGCUCCCCCUGGGGGUGGUCUCCCCCUACGUGAAGAUGAGUUCGGGCGGCUGCACGGACCCGCUGAAAUUCUACGCCACCAGCUACUGCACAGCCUACGGUCGAGAGGAGUUCAAGCCCCGCACGGGCAGCCACAUGGGCACGGGCUACAAGUCAAACUUCCGGCGCAUGGCCUCCUACCAAGCCAAUCUGGAUGCCUUGAGCAGCCCGGCCACAGGCACCAGGGAACAAGCCCGGGACAAUUUCCAGACAGUGACCGGUCAGAGUUACCGCCCCCUGGAGGUCCCCGACGGCAGCGGCCCACUGCCCUGGAGCGUGCACCAGACUAACUCUGGCUAUGGGCAGGAGAGACCCAAUACAGGCCCCCUGACCACCGAGGUCAGAAAGGUGCACUUCGACACACAGGAUCACGGGGCCCAGGCCAUUGUGGGGCUGGAGCCCAAGGAGAGGCCGCUGUUGUUCCAGCAACAGGACAAGGGCUCGCUGGCGUGGGAGAACGGGGGCUACGGCCCCCGCUUCAUGACUUCUGAGUACAACUCCAAGUAUCUCAAGGAGCCUUCAAACCUGCCAGAUCUCUUGCAGAAGAAAUCAAUUGGCGCCAAAGAGGAGACCGGCUUCACUGAGGAGUCCAACAAAAACCCUAUUGUCUUCCAGCCGCCCUCCCAGGCCCUCCCUGGGGACUCUGUCCUCCUCCCGGGCCGGACCGUCACCAAGGCGGACUUCGUCCCUAUGAGUCUCCCUCACGGUGAUGAGAACCUCCCUGUGUUGGCCAGAGGCUCUGAACGGGAAACGGGCUACAGCCGAGCGACCGAAAGGCCUCUGAACCUCAGAGUGCCCUCUCUGGGCCCGGAACCGGGCAGCCUGAGCCACCGGCAGUUCCAGCCACCCCAGCGUCUGCAGCAGAGCAACGUCGCCAUGCUUGGCCGAGAGACCAUCGGGAACAAGGAGCUCACUGGCUUCAGCCUUAACAACCCCAGCUACGUCCGGAGCGCCUAUGACCCUGACAGGGACAGUCGGUACCUGACCACCUACAACCAAGGGUACUUUGAAAACAUCCCCAAGGGCAUAGACCGGGAAGGCUGGACUCGAGGUGGCAUCCAGCCUCAGACGCCUGGAGGCUACGCCAUCAACCACCCGGUCACCCACAUGGAGGCCACCCCCAACCCCAUGGAGAGCCUGCAGCGCCUACAUCCCCACGUGGGCAGAACCCUGACUUCAACCGACCCCUUCUACCGAGACUCACCCUACGGCGGCUACACACCGUACAGUGGCCGCUACCUGCCCCCCAACCGAAACUGAUGCCUCGGUUUGCCAACACAAGGGGAACGGAAGCUGGCUGCUGUCCCUCCUCCAGCCCCCUCCCCCACAGGGACCUUCAGCUACUUUCCUAAUGAAAUAAAGUGCAUUGAAGCAGA
Oryctolagus cuniculus (rabbit) is the source of this 1582-nucleotide messenger RNA. RefSeq names its product stabilizer of axonemal microtubules 4 (gene SAXO4). NCBI's taxonomy places the organism in Eukaryota, Metazoa, Chordata, Mammalia, Lagomorpha, Leporidae. Gene Ontology annotation, molecular function: phosphatase binding. The record is from RefSeq and is a predicted model, not a curated record.